AUGGCUCCGGUGGUCUCAAAAGUAGGGAUUAUUGGUGCCGGAGUGAGCGGCAUAGCUGCUGCGAAACACCUAAGCCAUCACAACCCUAUUGUCCUCGAAGCCUCUGACUCCAUUGGAGGGGUCUGGAGGCAUUGCUCCUACAACUCCACAAAGCUUCAGUCGCAUCGUCGCGAUUAUGAGUUCUCUGACUUUCCCUGGUUCGAUAGGGACAAACCUGAAUAUCCUUCUCACCUUGAGAUAUUGGAUUACUUGAACUCUUACGCAGAGCACUUUGAUGUGCUCAAGUUUGUGAGGUUCAACUCCAAGGUCGUCGAGGUUCGUUUUAUUGGUGACCGGGAAACCACUGAUGCAGGUUUUAAACCACCGGCGGGGCAGCCUGCUUGGGAAGUUGCUGUGCAGACCAGUGGUGAAGACACCAUUCAGUGGUACGCCUUCGAGUUCCUUGUGGUAUGUAUUGGGAAAUAUGGUGACAUACCCAGAAUCCCUGAGUUUCCACACAACAAAGGCCCUCAAGCGUUUCAAGGUCAGGUUCUGCAUUCUCUUGAUUACUGCAAACUAGACAAGGAAGCUGCUUCUGAGUUACUCAAGGAUAAGAAGGUCGUCGUAGUUGGAUACAAGAAAUCAGCCCUUGAUUUAGCUGUGGAGUGUGCUGAGGCAAAUCAAGGACCAAAAGGGCAACCAUGCACAAUGGUGGUGAGGACUCUACACUGGACAGUUCCCCAUUACUGGGUUUGGGGUUUGCCAUUUUUCUUGUUCUAUUCAACAAGGGCGUCACAGUUUCUCCAUCCAAGACCUAAUCAGAGUUUCAUCAGGACCAUCACCUGCCUUCUAGCUUUAUCUCCUUUGAGGCAUGCAAUUUCAAAGUUCAUAGAAUCAUACAUCCUGUGGAAGCUUCCCUUGGAGAAGUAUGGACUAAAACCAGAUCACUCUUUUGAGGAAGACUAUGCUUCAUGCCAGAUGGCUAUCACACCUGAGAACUUGUUCUCCGAGGCUGAUAAGGGAAGGAUCAUGUUCAAGAGAUCACAAGGAAAUUGGUGGUUCAAUAACGAUGGAAUUGAGUUUGAUGACGGCAGUAAGAUCGACGCUGAUGUUGUGGUCCUUGCAACUGGUUAUGAUGGUAAGAAGAAGCUCAAAGCCAUAUUGCCAGAUCCCUUCAGAAGCUUGUUGGAAUACCCUUCUGGUAUUAUGCCCUUAUACAGGGGUACAAUUCAUCCUUUGAUCCCAAACAUGGCGUUUGUGGGUUAUUUGGAGAGUGUUUCGAACCUGCAUUCGUCUGAGUUGCGCAGCAUAUGGCUGGCUCGACUUAUAGAUAAUAAGUUUAAGCUCCCAAGUGUGGAGAAAAUGCUGGAGCAGACAACUAAAGAGCUGGAAGUGAUGAAGGACACCACCAGGUUCUACAAGAGGUUCUGCAUCUCUACUUUUAGCAUCAACCACAGUGAUGAAAUUUGUGAGGAGAUGGGAUGGACAUCUUGGAGGAAGAAUACCUGGUUAGCAGAGGCAUUUAGCCCUUAUGGGGGUCAAGACUAUCUGCAGAAAUACUGA
Molecule: messenger RNA, 1542 nt
Organism: Fragaria vesca subsp. vesca
Lineage: Eukaryota; Viridiplantae; Streptophyta; Magnoliopsida; Rosales; Rosaceae
Product: probable flavin-containing monooxygenase 1-like
Exons: 5
Coding region: 1-1542 (513 amino acids)
Molecular function (GO): NADP binding; N,N-dimethylaniline monooxygenase activity; flavin adenine dinucleotide binding
Source: RefSeq, a predicted model, not a curated record